Acanthosepion pharaonis is the source of this 639-nucleotide messenger RNA. Lineage: Eukaryota; Metazoa; Mollusca; Cephalopoda; Sepiida; Sepiidae. The record is from the annotation of a GenBank genome assembly.
AUGUUCAUAUCUAUCUAUCUCAAUGUGUUCAUAUCUAUUUAUCUAUCUAUCUAUCUAUCUAUCUAUCUAUCUCAGCAAUCACAGUUUGUUCAUAUCUAUUUCAGUCUAUUAAAAUCAUCUCAAUCUGUUAAUAUCUAUCUAUCUAUCUAUCUAUUUCAGUCUGUUCAUAUCUAUCUAUCUAUCUAUCUAUCUAUCUAUCUAUCUAUUUCAGUCUGUUCAUAUCUAUCUAUCUAUCUAUCUACCAUUAUGUUCAUAUCUAUCUAUCUAUCUAUCUAUCUAUCUAUCUAUCUAUCUGUUUGUCUGUCUGCCUGUCUCUCUACUUUGCUUUUUCCGUUUUUUGAAUUUUUCUUCCAUUUCUUCUUUUUUUCACUCUUUCUUUCUUUGUUUUUCAUUUCUUUGCUUUUUUCUUCUCUGUUCCUUUCUCGCUUCUUCUUUGUUUUUGUUUCUUUUUCUGUUAUUCCUGUAGACUGUUUUACAGUUUCUUUAUUUUUCCCUUUCACUAACUUCCGUUUCUUUCUUCUUAUCCACUUACAAUUUUUCCCUCCUUCCUUCCUUUACUGUCAUUUUUUUUCUUCCUUGAUUAACCAUCCCUUUCUUUCUUUCUUUCUUUCUUAUUAUUAUUUCCUUUGCAGCCCUUAA